CAAGUAAUCGAUGAUUCACUACCAAACAUAAACAGCUGCAGCUAAAAAUUGUUUUCUUACAUUAAUUACAUUAAUUGAAGUGUUAUUUGCAUAAAAAUGGGAUGUGAUGGUGGCACCAUACCAAAACGCGAUGAGCUUGUGCGAGUCAAGCAAAAGCCCGAGCAGAAAGACAAAGAUGCAGAGCGUGAAUUUCGCUGGCUGCACUGUGCGCUAACCCAGCAGCGUCUGCAGGAGCCAAUUGCCAUGUGCACCAUGGGCCGUUUAUACUCCAAGCAGAGUGUCAUCGAGCGUCUGCUGGAGAAAGAGAAAAUGCCAGAGACUUCGUCGCAUGUGCGCAGCAUGAAGGACAUUAAAACGCUGCAGUUGACACCGAAUCCUGCCUUCACCGAUGAGGACAAGACCGAAGGACUGCUGGACACUCGCCAUGCGCCCUACAUCUGCAAACUGAUUGGCCUAGAGAUGUCGGGCAAAUUUCGCUUUGUGGCACUUUGGAGCUGUGGCUGCGUGAUGUCGGAGCGUGCUCUAAAACAGAUCAAGGGCAGCUCGGCGAGCACUUGUCCGCUGUGUCAGCAGCCGUAUGGCGUGGAGGAUGUCAUAGUGCUUAAUGGCAACGAGGAAGAUUUGGAGAUGAUGAAGGUUAAGGCCGAGAUGCGUGCAGCUAAGCGCAAGUCAUCCAAAAAGGACAAAAAGAAGGAUAAGAAUACAGAAACCAGCGUCAAGACGGAGACGGUUGUGGAGGCAACUGAGACCGCUACCUGUUCCAGCAUCAAAAUAGAGAAACCCAAGGACGAAAAACCCUCGAGCAGCAACAGUAGUAAAGUGAAAGUCAUAGCGAAUCCCAAGCGUUUGGGCGCUGUGAAUGCGAUGCAAGAUCCGGAACUGAAGCGCCUAAAGACCGAUUUCAGCGUGGCCAAAGAUCCCAAGGCUAGCGAUGUAUACAAGUCACUCUUUACCAGUCACAAGACAGACAAGGAGCAGGAGCGCGCUCACUGGAUCACCUAUAAUCCCUUCUACAAUUAAUGUUCAUUAAAGAAAUGACUAUUUUGUUAUUUCUAAAACGAAAUUUACUUAUAGUAAAUAGAAAUAUUUCAUUCUUCAUUAAUUAAUUCAUGCUAUUUCCCAAUUGGCA
This is a messenger RNA of Drosophila albomicans, 1129 nucleotides long. Its product is annotated as replication termination factor 2. The record is from RefSeq and is a predicted model, not a curated record. Gene Ontology annotation, cellular component: nucleus. NCBI's taxonomy places the organism in Eukaryota, Metazoa, Arthropoda, Insecta, Diptera, Drosophilidae. Gene Ontology annotation, biological process: site-specific DNA replication termination at RTS1 barrier; mitotic DNA replication termination. The transcript is spliced from 2 exons. Bases 97 to 1020 code for a protein of 307 amino acids.